AUGCAUCUUGCGCAAAGAUAUUAUGGGAACAGGCGACUGACGUUGUUUCGCAUGUUGAAUUACGACGUAUCAGCAGUACUGUUCUGUAUUUUUAGUUUGGUUCGGCAAUCACAUUCCGGUGAUACGGAGGUGUGGAAAGAUCUUAAUGCUGUUUCCGGAAUGGUUGUCUGUGACUUGACGUCGGAUACGCUUUAUGCUUUGAAAAUAAGCGCAGUAGGAUGGGAGAAUGAUACGAUGAAUAACACCGUUCAUUUUUUUACCUUAGAAAGCAGUAAUUUUGAACUGUUGAAUGUCGCACAGUUACAAGCAUUUAUCUUAGCGAUUAGCCGUUCUAAGCCUUUAACAGCUAAUUUCUAUGUGUUGAAGAUAUCUCUAAGAGGUGCAGUCAGAAGUUCCCCACCAGGAAUUUUGAUUGGUGAUGAUUUUCCCACUGCACAAGAAUUAGCAUGUGCUAAUGAUGAUGGAAAAUUUAUGCAUCCAAUUAAUGCUGAAUUGUUUUCGGAUACUUACCUUUGUAAGUUUGGACCGUUGAAGCCUAAUCGUAAUUAUACUGCAACUGUGUGGGCUGAAAAUAAGGCUGGCAGAAGUAUUGCAGCUAAUUUUACUGGAAGUUGUGUGACACCGUACGGCAGGCCAGAUAGCGUUGUUGCCCCUACCGUAUCUUCCGGAAAUACCACUUCGUUUGAACUUAAGUUUGAUCAUGAACAGGAUGAGGCAAAUGGACCCAUAGUCUGCUUUUAUUUGGCAAUAGUACCUCUACUGGAAAGUGUCUCAAUCGAUAGCUUACCACAGCCAGAUUCGCUGCCGUGCGAUAUGUUUAAUCAGGCGAUGAGUAAUAAUUACUUUUUGAAGGUUGAUAGUUCGCAAAAGCAGGUUUAUUUUGCCUAUAUCGCUGAAAGUUAUGCAAGGUAUCCAAACAGUACAGUGGUUGGUGACGGUAAUCCAUCCGGAGACAUCGAACCGUGUAAAGUGCCUUAUCUAAGCAGAUACCGUGCGGAAGAUAUGCCAUUGAGGCCACAUGUGAAAUAUACUGGUUUUUUAAUUGCUCGUGUUGAGAAAAAUAUUGGCGACCAAAAAACUGUUUUGAAGCAUUCAUCGAGCACAGAUGAAAGAAAAAAACGGAGGAUGAGGAAAAAGGUUAAGCGAUAUUCUUCAUUUUUUUAUCACUCAACUGAAAAGAUAAGUGGUGGCCCUCAAAGCGCUUCAAGAAUGAGUGGUUCUAUAAAGCCGGUAUUCAGCCACGGGCCAGAAUAUGCUUAUAGCGCUUAUUUCAAACCGAUUAUACUGAAGUCAGACAUUGGUAAAAGUUUGCCUCGUACAGAAAGAUUUCAUAAAGCUUGUGCUUCCAAACUGCCAGAAAAUCGGGAAAAAAAUAGAUAUAGCGACAAACAUACAUUCGAUGAUACUCGAGUUAAGCUGAAAGUUCUUGAUGGUUCUCCAGUGUCUGAUUACAUAAAUGCGAAUUAUGUCAAUGGGUAUAAGAAUAAAAAAAAAUUUAUUGCUACACAAGGACCUAAAGAUUGUACUCAAGCAGACUUUUGGCGAAUGGUUUGGGAACAGGAUGCAAGAAUAAUUGUAAUGAUCACCAAAUUACAGGAAGGGAGUCAGCGGCAGUGUUCUCAGUAUUGGCCCGAUAGGGAAAGCAGUAAAAUUUAUGGGGAUUAUGAAGUUUGUCACGUUGUUGAAAAUGUAUAUCCAGAUUAUGUUGUACGUGAAUUUGAGAUACAUCCAUUUAAAAAACCUUCUGUUAAUGGAUCGCUAAACGGACAUUCAGCAAUCGUAACAUACGUUACAGAACAUGAGAACAAUGUUGUUGUUGAGCCAUCAACAGUAACGGUUACAAGGUCUUCAUCUGAACAUGGAUCUGAAAAAUCUAGUAAACUGAAUGUUAACUAUGAAAACCUUCGUAGCACAAAAAACUCACAGGGAAACAGUUACCAACGACUAAGCACAGCUGCUGGAGAGUCGGAUGAAGGUGAAAAACUUGAACCUCGGAAGAUUGUUCAGUAUCAUUUUAUUUCGUGGCCAGAUUUUGGGACUCCAAAGUGCACAAUGAGUUUCCUUCGAUUUGUUUUGAAACUUCGUAAAAUUGAGGAAUUCAAUUCACACUAUGUCAUUGUUCAUUGCAGUGCUGGAUGUGGAAGGACAGGGACAUUUAUCGCAAUAGACAGUCUUCUUGAUCAGUGUGCUGAAAAGGAUAAAGCUGAUAUAUUUGGUUUCGUGUCGCAGUUGAGAAAUGCACGGGGCGGAAUGAUCCAAAAUGCGGCACAAUAUCGUUUUAUUUACCGAGCUUUAACCACCUGGUACUUGUAUGGUAAUACUGAUGUUGAAGCGAAGAACUUUCGAGAACAUUACAACAAACUAUUGCAACCCGCAGAAGAACGCCGACAGAGCAACGGUCUUUCAUCUACGGUUGUUGCUGCUCUAUUCAAGUCGGGAACUGGAUCGCGUGAAAGUGUUAGUGUACUGGAUGGAAAAUCAGUAACCAGGAUGGAAGAAGAGUUUAAAGUUUGUUUUCAAACUGUUCUACUUACUCAAACUCGUUUACAAAUAUUGCUUGACCCCCCUCCACGUAUCAGUUUUGCCUAUGAGCAGCAUAACGUUGUUAAGAAUCGUUUUGAGGAUGCUGUGCCUUAUGAUUACUGCCGUGGCCACUAUUUUAAUUUUAUACUUGCUCAAGAUCCUGUAAGCGAAAACACAUGUUAUGAUUUUUGGCAAAUGAUUGAUAAGUUUCGGUCGAAGAUUAUUGUCAUGCUGUCAAAUGACAAUGAGUUUGCGCCGAAUGAGAGGUAUUGGCCGAACGAGGUUGGUAAAGCCGUGACUUUUGGGACUAAAGAUGAGGUUUCAGUCAAACUUGUUGAGGAGAGCUUAGCAAAUGAAGCAAAACCUACACACAUCCUCAGGAAGAUCACUUACAAAUUUGCUCAGGAAAAAUUCUAUCAUGAAGUCACGCAGUUUGACUAUUUAUGUUGGCCAAAAGGGCGUGCUACUCCAACUUCUAUGAAGUCGUUGAUAUGUUUAAUUGAUCUUGUUUUGGAGUCGCAGGUUAAUCACGACAAAGAUGUAUUUAUGAGCCCUAUAGUAUUACAUUCAAGAAAUGGUUCUUUCGAAACGGGUAUAUUUUGCUGCAUAACGCUGCUUCUUGAGCGAUUAAGGAGUGAACAGUUGGUUGAUGUUUUUCAGACGGUACGAAGUCUACAACGGUGUCGUCCGGGUAUAAUUACUUCUUUGGAGCAAUAUAAAUUUUGCUAUGAAGCAGUGGUUGAAUAUUUGGAUAGUAAACGAAGUCCUAGUCGUUAA
Enterobius vermicularis (human pinworm) is the source of this 3300-nucleotide messenger RNA. NCBI's taxonomy places the organism in Eukaryota, Metazoa, Nematoda, Chromadorea, Rhabditida, Oxyuridae. The record is from the annotation of a GenBank genome assembly.